Ipomoea triloba (trilobed morning glory) is the source of this 1892-nucleotide messenger RNA. Its product is annotated as probable serine/threonine-protein kinase PBL9. Gene Ontology annotation, molecular function: ATP binding; protein kinase activity. NCBI's taxonomy places the organism in Eukaryota, Viridiplantae, Streptophyta, Magnoliopsida, Solanales, Convolvulaceae. The record is from RefSeq and is a predicted model, not a curated record. The coding region runs from base 378 to 1610 and encodes 410 amino acids. Gene Ontology annotation, biological process: protein phosphorylation. The transcript has 7 exons.
GAGCUGGUUGAAACUUGAAAGCGUGAAUCAACCCACCAUAUGAUCAAGCGGCUACAAACGGGAACCAACCCGUGCACUCUUUCUUCUCCAAUCCCCUCUACCGUAUAAAACGUUAAAGGAUGAUGAUGAAGCCGCUCGCCAUAAAUGCUUCUGCCCUCUCCCCUCCUCCCAUCCAUCUCUUUUCCUCAAUCCCCGCCGCUAAAAGUCAACAACAUCACUCAACCCAUUUCUUCUCGCUUAUCUUCUGCCAAUGACCUAAUCACCCAUUGCUUCUUCUACCUACCUAUUACUCGUUUUCAAUAUCAAUCCCAAACUGGGUUUUUCAUAGAAUUCAGGGAAACUUGACAGGAACUGAAGGGUGGUCUUGGUCUAUUCUCAUGGGGAUUUGCUUGAGUGCUAGAAUCAAAGCUGAAAGCCCUUCUUGUACAGGGCUAAGUUCAAGAUUUGUUAGCACAGAUGGGGCUAAUCUGAACAAAUCUGGCAGCAAGAAUGCUGUGCCACCGGCUCCCCGGAGCGAGGGUGAGAUCUUGAAGUCUACCACUUUGAAAAGCUUUAAUUUUGCUGAUCUCAAAGUGGCUACCAGGAAUUUUCGUCCUGAUAGCGUGCUGGGAGAAGGCGGGUUUGGCUCCGUCUUCAAAGGCUGGAUUGAUGAGAAUUCAUUCUCGGCAACCAAGCCCGGGACUGGCCUAGUGAUUGCUGUCAAGAAGCUAAACCAGGAAGGUUUUCAGGGCCACAGGGAAUGGCUGGCAGAAGUGAACUAUUUGGGCCAGUUUUCACACCCUCAUCUUGUUAAACUGAUUGGCUAUUGCUUGGAGGAUGAACAUCGUCUUUUAGUGUAUGAAUUCAUGCCACGGGGCAGCCUGGAAAACCAUUUAUUUAGGAGGGGCUCAUACUUCCAACCUCUGUCCUGGACUUUGCGUUUGAAGGUUGCUCUUGGAGCUGCCAAGGGGCUCGCUUUUCUUCACUGUGCUGAAACCAAAGUCAUAUAUCGUGAUUUCAAAACAUCUAACAUUUUACUCGAUUCAAACUACAACGCCAAGCUCUCUGACUUUGGCUUAGCAAAGGAUGGACCAACCGGAGAUAAAAGCCAUGUCUCAACGAGGGUAAUGGGCACUUAUGGAUAUGCAGCUCCGGAAUACUUAGCCACUGGUCAUUUGACUACCAGGAGUGAUGUGUAUAGUUUUGGAGUUGUUCUUCUUGAAAUGCUAUCAGGUCGAAGAGCAAUCGACAAGAAUAGACCAUCUGGACAACACAACCUGGUAGAAUGGGCUAAACCGUACUUGGCUAUCAAACGUAAAGUCCACCGAGUUCUGGAUAACCGUCUUGAAGGACAGUAUUCACUGGAUGUCGCCCAGAAAGUAGCGUUCAUUGCCUUGCGGUGCCUAUCCACCGAUGCUAGGAUUAGGCCUACCAUGGACGACGUGGUUAGAGAACUGGAGAAGCUUAACGAGACUCAGGAUAUGGAAAACACCGGCAAGCCCACUGGCAAUGGUUCUAAACUUCGCAGACGAAGCACUGGUGAUGCUGCCGGUUUAAACUCACAAGUCUCGUUUCCAAAACAAUCUGCUUCUUCCCUCUUGCCAAACAUGUCGCUGAAAGCAUCCGCUUGAGACCGAUCGAUUUUCUGACUAUACGAUACAAUGUUGAAGAUGAACCCUCCAUUAUUGUUACUAGAGGAAUGUUCACAAGCUACAAAUGCCUCUCUAAACAGGGCUGAGGGAUCCAUAUUCCAUUGUAUGUUACAGGUCGGUGUUAGGUCUAUCAGAUUUUAGUACUGUAAAUAGAGUAAUAGACUUUACAGAUCAGUUGGAGUGUAAUGUAUUUAUCAGAUCAGAUAUUGGAUAUGUCUCUUUUUGCCUCGACUUUACACACUUCAAAAGAGCAUUUGUGCA